Molecule: messenger RNA, 2344 nt
Organism: Gaeumannomyces tritici R3-111a-1
Lineage: Eukaryota; Fungi; Ascomycota; Sordariomycetes; Magnaporthales; Magnaporthaceae
Exons: 2
Coding region: 91-1593 (500 amino acids)
Source: RefSeq, a predicted model, not a curated record
CUAAAGAUGGGGCUGGUGACACCAUCUUAAAACCUCGAUUCCCCGACAGCCCAUGCACAGGACCUCGCAUUCCUGUCCAUCCUCACCGUCAUGGCUCGGGCUGGGGCCCAAACAGCGGCCCAGGAGCGGCCCCCAUCGUCGGCGCCAAAGAUUCAAGGAGAGCAGCCCCUGGGGAUCCAAUCGCGCAAAAGCCCAACUCGAAAGCGCGAUCGCAUCCAGGAGCAACCCGCUCGCAAGCGCAAGCAAUCUAUCGACGCGCCCCAGUAUGGCUCCGACGACCCAGGCCAGAAGCGACAGCGGACACCCCAUACACCCCCUGCUGGGAGCACGUUCAACGAGCUAUUGAUUGGCGACGACGACCCUGAUCCGAUUGCGUUCUGGGCCAAGGAACAGCACUGGCCAGAGGGCUUGUUCAAGCCCGCCACCAUGGAGCGUUUACUCAUGCGAAAGAAAUCUUCGUCCGGCCUAUCGCGUAAGCGAUCCAACUCUGUCGCUUCCACGACGGCGGCGAGCGAUCAGAAGCCGCGAGCGGAGAAGAGUGCACCGUAUAAAAAUGCGCAGUACUCGCUCCUGCUUCAGACCAAGGGCUCGUACAUGAAAAUGUCCGAGCUAGGUAUUACGGAUGCGAGCAAAACUCUUGUCCAGGACCUCCUUAACGGCGAACAACCUCUUCCCAACGGGACGCAUUUCGAUGACGAUAUCUUCGUGGAUGCUUGUCAGAACCUCGAGAAUACGAAUGAAGCUAGGGUUAUCCAGGAUAUUUCCCGGCUCAUCGUUCCGUCGGCUGAAUCACAUGCGCUUCGCAACAAAAGCUGCAAGCACCUUAUCGAAAGCGUCAACGCAGGGUGGAACAAUUCGAUCCCGCUAACCGGCACCCGUCCCCAACCCGAUUAUUGCGUUGGCUUUAGAAGAGAGGCAUUCACCGAAGACCAGCUCGCCAAAUUGGAGCCAAUUAUUGGCAAUUUCCUUUCCGGAGACCAGUCCUUCGUCAUGGCUACAUACAGUAUGCACUUCCCAUUCCUGACAUGCGAGGUAAAAUGCUGCGCCGAAACGCUCGAUACCGCGGAUCGACAGAACGCCCACAGUAUGACCCUUGCGGUGCGGGCCAUUGUGGAGCUUUUCCGUCUUGUCAAGCGUGAGAGUGAAGUCCACCGUCAGAUUCUCGCCUUUUCAAUUUCACACGAUCAUAGAGCAGUGCGAAUUUACGGCCACUACCCUAUAAUAGCCGGGGAAAACACAACGUAUUACCGCCACCCGAUCCGUACUUUCGAUUUUACAGAAUUGGACGGCAAGAACAAAUGGGCAGCGUAUCGAUUCACCAAAAACGUUUACGACACGUGGACGCCCGCUCAUUUCAAAAACAUUUGUUCCGCCAUUGAGCAAUUGCCGUUGGGGUUAGAUUUCGAUGUUCCACCUCUUCCUGAGGCAACAACAGAGCUUUCCCGGGAGUUAGGGUCCUCGAUUCAGUCAGAUGCUGGCUCCCUUUUAAACCCCGUCGAACAGGACGUCCAGUCAAGCAACGCUGGACGGCAAGGGCCGACCCCAGACACCUUGUAUACAGGGCCAGGAGUGACAAAAAGGAGGAAAGGUUAAGUGGACACAGGGUUCCUUUGGAUAUCAAGGUAUCAUGAUAGUUUGUCAACAUUCUUUUUGGGAAUCGUUGAUUUUGAGUGGAAAUGGUGCACGCGGGAUGCAUGCCUUGAGGAAUUGUCUCUAAGCCGACACGAGGGUCUGCGCAGUCACCGGCCGUGGGCGAUGAACCUUGGCACGAGCCUUCUAGUGGCCAACGCUGGAAGCUGCUCUCUGCACUGCUCGGCGCCAUGGUGCUAGCGCUGGUGCGGAUCAAGUGCCCCGUAUGCGGGGGAGCCGAAUGAGCGAAAAGAGGUCUUGGAGGCAAAAGGAUUUCGUGAAAGACGCCUCCCACCGCGCUCCCACCGCAUUUACAUACAUAAACAUACGCUCCCUGCCCCCCUCUCAAUCAAGUAAAUAACCCAUCUCGAGCCAACCCGCCGCUUACAGCUCGCCCUUCUUGUCCUGACCGUCAGGCUUGCCGCUACCGCUACCGUCACCGCCGCCGCCGCCCAGCAGGCUCCCGAGCCAGGCGGCGCCGGGGAUGGAGGCCUUUGCGGCGGGCGGGAACUCCUUGCCGUCGACCGUCACCUUUGGCUCGCAGGUGCACCAGUCCUCCUCCUUGACGCCCGACAUGGCCGAGGGUAUGUGCGAGCCGCAGCCGCGCCACGACUUUUUGGCUGCGAAGGGGUAUGAGUCCCUGCGUGUCGGUAAUAAAAAAAUAAAAAAAAUAAAAAAAAGGAUUGGUGUAAGAAAUGAGAAACUUACAGCAGGU